This is a messenger RNA of Pseudovirgaria hyperparasitica, 1785 nucleotides long. Its product is annotated as GRF zinc finger domain-containing protein. The transcript is spliced from 4 exons. NCBI's taxonomy places the organism in Eukaryota, Fungi, Ascomycota, Dothideomycetes, Acrospermales, Acrospermaceae. Gene Ontology annotation, biological process: DNA repair; DNA alkylation repair. Gene Ontology annotation, molecular function: zinc ion binding; dioxygenase activity. The record is from RefSeq and is a predicted model, not a curated record. Gene Ontology annotation, cellular component: nucleus. Bases 67 to 1479 code for a protein of 470 amino acids.
UACCAAUUCAGGCCGUCUCCUCAAAGACAUCAUCUCGCCCUUACCACUGAAAAGCGAGUAUGGAGCAUGGAUGCGUUUGUGUCCCGCAAACGGCGGCGUGCUGCCACGCCUGACGUUGUACCGGAGGCCUGCAUAUCUCCUCCACACACGGACGAGGACGACUCGACCGAUGUGAAACUGGCUCUCCUGGCUUCACUGCACCCGGACUGUCCCCAGGAAGCACUACUGGACGCUCUUCUGUCCCAUGAAGGGUCCGUCGAGGAUGCCUCCCGGGCUUUGGGAGAUGAUGAUGAUGAUGCUGUAGUAAUACCCGGAGGCGCGAUAGCGUCCCCUAGGAAGAAGGAGUAUCUUUGGAAGAAUGGCCCGGGGUAUCAGUCGUCCAUUUCAUCAUUUAGUAAACAGGCCUCAGACGGAGGUGCUUCCCCUGGGAGCAUGAAGAGAUUAAUGACCCGAAAGGGCAGGACAUUACACCUAUAUGCUCCCAAAGAUAUCGAGAAUCACACGCCGUGCUCCAUCAUACAUAACUUCCUCCCCAGCGAGACGGCAGAUGCUCUGCUCCUGGAACUGCUAGGGGAUGCGCCGACAUUCUAUAAGGGCAAGUUCAAGUUGUUUGAUAGAGUGGUGGAAAGCCCGCACACGUUCGCGUUCUACGUCGAUAGCUGGGAGGACGUAGAGCGACAGAAGCGGGAAUACACAUAUAACGGCCAGGAGCUCAAGGAUGUCCGUCGUCUCCUGCCUGAGAUGCGGAGCGUCUCGAAGAACGUCGAAGACGCCGUGAAUCUGGAGAUCCAAAGACGCAUACGGGACUUCCAGGGCGGACACCGCUUAAGAUACCAAAGCCCAAAAGAGUGGAAGCCCAACACAGCAUUCGUAAACUGCUACGACGGAGCAGCGCAAAACGUCGGCUACCACGCCGACGAGCUCACCUACCUAGGCCCCCGCGCCAUCAUCGGCAGUCUCUCCCUCGGCGUCUCCCGCGAAUUCCGCGUCCGCAAAACCAUCGCCCGCGAAGACAAACCCCUGAUCUCCAAACCCAGCAGUCACCUCCAGGACGACCCGGAGGGCCAGAUCGCCAUCCACCUCCCGCACAACUCCCUCCUGGUCAUGCAUGCGGACAUGCAAGAGGAGUGGAAGCAUUCCAUCGCGCCCGCCCAGUCCAUCGAUCCGCACCCGCUGGCCGGCAAUAAGCGUCUCAACAUCACGUAUCGGUGCUACAAGGAUGCGCUGCAUCCGAAGUUCACACCGCGGUGUCGGUGUGGGAUUCCGACUGUGCUGCGUUGUGUGCAGAAGAGGAAGGAGAGUCGGGGCAGGUAUAUGUGGAUGUGCCACGCACACUUCGCGCCAGACAAAGAAGGAUGUUCCUUCUUCCAGUGGGCCGAAUUCGACGACGACGGGGAACCCCCAUGGUCUGCGGCGUACAAGCAGCGCGCAGCGAAGCCAGCAGUCGGUCAAAGUGCUCCUACAGAUGCCGUACAAUAAUUUUGAUUGGUUUGUUGUCUGAUUGGACUUUUGUCGCUGCUGACACGGACGAAACCGCCGACGCGUGGAGUGUGGACAUACAUAUUCACGCACUAGACCACUUUCAACCCCAUACCGCCACCCCUUGCUGUUGAAAACAUAGGCGAGAGUCUGCGUGGACGUAGACGUAGGGACUCCGCACAUUUCACGUGAGGCAGUCAUAGUCAUGUGAGCCCUAAGGUCGAAGCUUAGUGGUUUUGCAUGUAAAUAUUAAGUAACAUUGAGCUAGAGCGUGAGGUACUGAGUGUGUUGUGUAAAUGUCUAUAU